UCAGAUUAUGUGUAUUUUGAAAACUCUUCAAGUAACCCGUACCUUAUUCGGCGAAUCGAAGAACUCAACAAGACAGCAAAUGGUAAUGUAGAAGCCAAGGUUGUGUGUCUGUUUCGGCGCAGAGAUAUCUCCAGCAGUCUGAACAGUUUAGCGGACAGCAAUGCACGAGAAUUUGAGGAAGAGUCCAAGCAGCCAUCUGUUGGUGAACAACAAAGGCACCAACUGAAACAUCGAGAACUUUUUCUUUCCCGACAGUUUGAAUCUCUACCAGCAACACAUAUCAGGGGCAAAUGCAGUGUAACUCUGCUAAAUGAGACAGAUAUUCUAAGCCAGUAUUUGGAGAAAGAGGAUUGCUUUUUUUACUCGCUGGUGUUUGACCCUGUGCAAAAGACUCUGUUGGCUGAUCAAGGAGAGAUCAGAGUUGGUUCCAAAUAUCAAGCAGAAAUUCCCGACCAGCUAGCUGAAGGUGAAUCUGAUAACAGGAACCAGCAGAAAAUGGAGAUGAAAGUUUGGGAUCCUGAAAAUCCUUUGACGAGUUUUCUUCUCAUUGUUAUUCUGUUUAUUUGUAGGGCUGUUGGCACAUUUGCAAGAGCAUUGGACUGUAGCAGCUCAAUCAGACAGCCAAGCUUACACAUGAGCGCAGCAGCUGCUUCUCGUGACAUUACAUUGUUCCAUGCAAUGGAUACCCUACAGAGGAACGGUUAUGAUCUUGCUCGUGCCAUGUCGACACUUGUCCCUCAGGGUGGUCCAGUUCUGUGCAGGGAUGAAAUGGAAGAGUGGUCUGCAUCAGAGGCCAUGUUGUUUGAGGAGGCUUUGGAGAAAUAUGGAAAGGAUUUUAAUGACAUCCGACAAGACUUUCUCCCCUGGAAGUCUUUGGCUAGUAUUGUUCAGUUCUACUAUAUGUGGAAAACUACAGACAGAUACAUCCAACAGAAACGUUUGAAGGCAGCUGAAGCAGACAGCAAACUGAAGCAAGUCUACAUCCCCACUUACACCAAACCGAAUCCCAAUCAGAUUAUAUCUGUUGGAUCUAAACCUGGACUUAAUGGAGCUGGAUUCCAAAAGGGUUUGACUUGCGAAAGCUGCCACACCACAGUCUCUGCACAGUGGUAUGCAUGGGGUCCUCCUAACAUGCAGUGCCGCCUUUGUGCAUCUUGCUGGAUCUACUGGAAAAAGUAUGGUGGGCUUAAAACACCAACGCAGCUUGAAGGUGCUGCUAGGAAUAUUGGGGAGCCACAUUCUCGUGGCCAUCUUUCUCGGCCUGAAGCUCAAAGCAUGUCACCAUAUACCACCAGUGCUAACCGGGCUAAACUGUUGGCAAAGAAUCGGCAAACCUUUCUUUUGCAAACGACCAAACUAACUCGUAUAGCACGACGCAUGUGUAGAGAUAUCUUGCAACCUCGAAGAGCUGCACGUCGACCAUAUGCUCCAAUCAAUUCCAACUCCAUAAAGGCAGAAUGCUCUAUUCGACUACCAAAAGCAGCUAAAACUCCACUAAAGAUCCUGCCCCUGGUGCGCCCUCCCUUAGCUGCCAUUGUGAAAGAGCUAGCUGCUCAAGCACCCCUCAAGCCGAAAACCCCACGUGGAACAAAAACGCCAAUAAAUCGCAACCAACUCACUCAGAGUCGUAGUUUGAGUGUGUUACCCACAAAAAGAGCAUUUGAAGCUGUAUCUGGGGUUGGUGUGGUACCUCCUUUUUCUGCCAAUGGCCGCUCCUUCUCCUCCGGUGUCCGUUCCAGCUCUCAACCCAAUGUUAAGAGGCAGAAACUCAAUCUUGCUGAUGCCCCUAAUCCGGUAGUGUUUGUGGCUACAAAGGAUACAAGAUGCUUAAGAAAAUCCCUUUCACACAUGGAGAUGCGCCGAGCUGCUCGUCGCCCCAAUCAACCCUUGAAGAUAAAGCUACCACUGCCUCCAAGAACAGCUGUGCUUAUGCCCUCACUUGCUGCAGCCCAUCCUGCCAGCACAAGUGAACCUAUUGUUUUGGAAGACUGA
Messenger RNA from Staurois parvus, 1992 nucleotides. Lineage: Eukaryota; Metazoa; Chordata; Amphibia; Anura; Ranidae. The record is from the annotation of a GenBank genome assembly.